AUGGAAACUGGAUCAGUUUCAGACAUCUUCGAGAUCGAUCCUAAAGUGGAAUCAGUAAACGCUGCCGCCGGUGAAGAAUUACAAGUACCAGAGCCUAAAGAGUCACAACCAAGCGCACCGAGUUUGCCUUUCUGUGAUAGAUGUCAUAACCUCGUUAACCAUCACCACGCUCAACCUAUCCCUUACCCUCCCAUAUCCUUCAUACGAGAUAUUAUGGAAGAAUCACCCUGGGAUGACAACCAUGUGUACCAUAUUCUUGAUGCAGCCGAUUUCCCUCUCUCCUUAGUUCGAAAUAUUUACCGAGAUCUUGACGUUCAACAUCAACGAUCACCGAAUCGCAGGUCAAAAACAGUCAAAUUCUCAGGCGGAAGGAAAAUGGCGAACCUCCACUUCGUAAUUACACGAGCGGAUCUCCUGGGCGGCUUGAAGGAACAUGUCGAUGGUAUGAUGGACUAUAUGACUCAAGUCUUGCGAGAUGAAUUUCACCGAAAUGGCGACAGAAUAAGAUUAGGGAACGUGCAUAUGGUGAGCUCUUAUAGGGGCUGGUGGACAAAAGAAGUCAAGGAAAAUAUCUGGAAACAAGGCGGGGGGGUAUGGAUGGUCGGGAAAGCUAACGUAGGAAAAAGCAGUCUGAUAUCGUCGGUUUUUCCGAAGUCUCCUUACUCUGCUCGUCAGCUGAGAGAGAAGACAAAUUCCAGCCAUAUAUCUGACUCGUUGAAUAUGGCCAAUACUGGGCUAUUGCCUCCAGUACAGGAGCAAUACGAUUUCCCAGUCUUACCAAUAGUCUCCGCACUGCCGGGAACUACGGCGUCACCAAUUCGAAUCCCGUUCGGGCAGCGCAAGGGUGAAAUCAUAGAUUUACCUGGACUCUACCGGGGCGGACUAGAAGAAUACGUUAAGGAUGAGCAUAAACUCCAAUUGAUUAUGACAAAACGACCUAAACCUGAACGCCUUACAGUAAAACCUGGCCAGUCCAUUCUUCUAGGCGGUCUCGUUCGGAUCACGCCCGUCGAUUUCCAAGAUGUCCUGCUGGUCUCCCCAUUCGUGUCAUUGAAACCGCACGUUACGUCCACCGAAAAAGCAAUUGAGAUGCUUUCAGGCUUGCGUACGACUCCCUAUCCAGAAAUUGGCACGGAAGGGGCAGCACAAUCUGUCGCCUCAGCGGGAGUAUUCGAACUCGAAUAUGAUGUGACAGAGAAGGUGCGGAUGGGUUGA
Molecule: messenger RNA, 1215 nt
Organism: Uncinocarpus reesii 1704
Lineage: Eukaryota; Fungi; Ascomycota; Eurotiomycetes; Onygenales; Onygenaceae
Exons: 3
Coding region: 1-1215 (404 amino acids)
Cellular component (GO): mitochondrion
Source: RefSeq, a predicted model, not a curated record